Platichthys flesus (European flounder) is the source of this 2807-nucleotide messenger RNA. It is a transcript of the gene spry1, whose product is annotated as sprouty homolog 1, antagonist of FGF signaling (Drosophila). Gene Ontology annotation, cellular component: cytosol; membrane. NCBI's taxonomy places the organism in Eukaryota, Metazoa, Chordata, Actinopteri, Pleuronectiformes, Pleuronectidae. The coding region runs from base 825 to 1907 and encodes 360 amino acids. Gene Ontology annotation, biological process: multicellular organism development; animal organ development; negative regulation of Ras protein signal transduction. The record is from RefSeq and is a predicted model, not a curated record. The transcript is spliced from 2 exons.
UCUAUCGCCCGGCCUUCUACAUCUGCCCAAUGAAUCAGGAGCGGAUGCGAUGUAUCCUUUUUCAGUGGAGUGAAUGGGCCAAUGGGAGUUGGCUUGUGGAGCAAACACUGAGCCCUGCGCUUCCAUUCAUUCAGUGCUGAGCAGGCCCGCGGAGCAGCAGAGCGCGCGCCGCCGUCCCAGACCCGACGACGCGGUUCCUUUUUUUUAAUAUAUGCACAAGAAAGCGCCUGGUUCCCCCGCAACGAUAAGACCCGAACCCGAGCCCCGAGAUCCGAACCGAUCCCUGCAGACGCGACGAACCCGGAGAACCGCUUGGAUUUUACCCUUGAAUUCCUCCUUUUUGGUUUGAAUUCUCCCACAACGGGACUUUGCAGAACUGGGGCUGUCUCGCUCCGAGAUCGGCCUCCCACCACCACACCACCACCCCUCUCUCUCUCUCUCUCUCUCUCUCUCUCUCCCCAAGUGCGCAGCAGUUCCCCGGGUGCCCGGCCUCCCUCCACCGGGAGCUCCAUCGUGGAUUUACUGUGUGUUUUUCUUUUUCAACCCUGGAACCGAUGCAUGCGUAACCCGCGCUGAACUUUUUCUUCACCGCCGCCGAGGAGAGGGAAUACUACCGCACAGGGAUACAGUCGCGCUUGGAUUAACAGGACUGUGAAUGUUAUGCAUUAGCCCUCACACUUUACGCGUGGACAUUGCCCCUUCCCUCUGGAUGGAGUUCUAGGCUAAAUCUCUGGUUGAUGGAUUCGACGUUAUGGAUGGUUGCAUAUAGGUUUUCCGAUGCAUGCCAAGUCUACGGUGAAUGUCGGAAGUGGUGAUCCCCCCAGAUGGAGCUCCAAAGUCAACAUGGCCCCGGCGGUUCAUUAGUGGUGAUCCAGCAGCCUUCCCUAGAGAGCCGGCAGAGGUCGGAUUACGAGCGGGAGCUCCAGCAUGCCGCCAUUCUCUCCCUGGACCAAAUCAAGGCCAUCCGCUCCAACAACGAGUACACCGAGGGGCCCUCGGUGGUCCGGAGGCCCCCUGCGCCCCGCAUGCCCCUCAGGCCUCAGGACAAGCAGGAGAGAACUCACGAGGUCAUCCUCGUUAAUGUGAACAACAAUUAUGAGCACCGGCCAUCAGGUCACCACCACCACGUCGGGGGCGGCAUGGUGGUUGUGGCUGGGGGACAGCAGUACGGCGGGUCCCGGGCCCCAGGACUCAGCCGCUCCACUAGCACAGGAAGUGCUGCCAGUUCAGGGAGCAACAGCAGCGCCUCCUCUGAGCAGGGACUCUUGGCACGCUCACCCCCCACCAGGUCCAGCACGAGCUUACCGCACCACCACCGAGUGGAGCGGCCUGUUAGGACUCAGCCCAAGGCCCCUUUGCAGCCCCAGCAGGGACCUCACUUCCACCAGCCUCCACUAGAGGCCCCACUCAAGCCCCAGGGCAAAGGGAAAUCAGACUUCACCGGCAGUGGCAAGGGGGUGGUGGCUGCUGCCGGCCACCAAUUCAUCUGUGAGCGCUGUGGGAAGUGCAAGUGCAGUGAGUGCACGGCUCCCAGGAGCCUGCCCUCGUGCCUGGCGUGUAACGGCCAGUGCCUCUGCUCCCCCGAGAGCGCGCUGGAGCACGGCACCUGCAUGUGCCUGGUGAAGGGCAUCUUCUACCACUGCUCCAACGACGACGAGGGGGACUCGUGUGCGGACCACCCCUGCUCGCUGUCACGCUCCCACUGCUGCUCUCGGUUCCUGUGCAUGGGAUUAAUGUCGGUACUCUUCCCCUGUCUGCUAUGCUACCUGCCCGUCAAGGGGUGUCUGAAGGCGUGCCAGGGCUGCCACGACCGGGUCAACCGGCCCGGCUGUCGCUGCAAGAACUCCAACACUGUGUAUUGCAAACUGGAGAGCUGGGACCGACCGCCCCAGGAGAAACCCUCCUGAUCGCCCCUGUGUGUUUGUGACUGCGUGUGCGACUCGACGUGGAUCUAACGAUGACAAUGAUAAAUGACGAUGAAAGUCACAAAUUAAUGUUUAUCAAACAUUCUUAGCACCCCCCCCCUCCUCCUCGCUGCAGAGCCGUAAGGAGCUGAGCAACGGAGUAACGAAAACCACUCAAUUAUUUUUAUUUUCUCUGGAUCAGGACCAUGUUUUUACAGACCAGUGUUUGCCUUAACUGUUUCUAUGUCUAUCCUCGGCUCCUCAUUAACACUACUUUUAAUUUUUAUAUAUAUAUACACAUAUAUAUAUAUAUAUAUAUAUGAAAAAGUUAAGCCUCCGUUUUAGGUGGGUGGUUUCCUCCGGGUCUGUGUGGCCCGGGGGGAAACCGCCUCUAACCAAAUCUGUGAAGGACGAUCUCCUGUAGGGCAGAUAUGUAGCUGAUACCUGGUUUUCAUAGUGAGCAGGUAUAUUUGAAUUAUCGGUUGCGACCACACAGAAAAACAAACCUUUGCUCAUGUUGCAUAAAUGAAAAGCACAUCCAUCUCAAAGUAUUUCCUCCCAGUUGGAUAUGUUUCUCUCACUCACACUCUGUGGCAUUCUCCCAUGUUUUCCCAUUCUCUUUAUUUUUGUGUAAAUUGUAUGCUCAAAAAUCCAUAAGAGGAAUUCUGGCUAUUUUUUUGAAAAAAAAAGAAAAAUGUCUGUUUAAAACCAUUUUUUUGUUGUAAAAAAUAUUUAUUAUGUGAAGCUCUAUUAUUUUAUGAUAUUUAUUGCAAGAGACAGUCUUAAAUUUACUCAUGUCUGAAUAUAACAAAAUAUCAAAUACUUACUGAAAAAUUAAAGGGUGGCACAAAAGAAAACUAUGUUAACUUUAAUGCAGAAAAUAUAUUAAUUAAUGAAACAAUA